CUCGCAUUGAAUGCCUUUGACUCAGUUGUCAUUGAAACGUUAAUUCAGUUUCAAAAACAUUUUCGUUUUGUGUGACAUUUGAGUGCAAUUUGCGUGAAAGCUAAUGAACCGAUCGUUUAAGGAUAUCGACAAAAGUCUGUCGGAAUCAAUGACUAAAUCCAAGAGUGAAACAGAGCGUUCAUUACGAGGACUCAAUUUCGGCAGACUUUACCUCAAGAACAAUGAAUUGGACAGCGCUUUGAAGUCUGUGAACUCCUAUUUGAAUGUUAAGCCCAACUCCAGCGAUGGACAUAAACUGUUGGCACAGAUAUAUGAAGCCAUGGGUGACAACGAUCGGGCGGUUAUUAAUUAUAGAAAAUCUCUGGACUUCAAGAUUGGC
Molecule: messenger RNA, 379 nt
Organism: Oppiella nova
Lineage: Eukaryota; Metazoa; Arthropoda; Arachnida; Sarcoptiformes; Oppiidae
Source: the annotation of a GenBank genome assembly